Molecule: messenger RNA, 2356 nt
Organism: Musa acuminata AAA Group (dessert banana)
Lineage: Eukaryota; Viridiplantae; Streptophyta; Magnoliopsida; Zingiberales; Musaceae
Product: cytochrome P450 71A1
Exons: 4
Coding region: 967-2271 (434 amino acids)
Molecular function (GO): heme binding; monooxygenase activity; oxidoreductase activity, acting on paired donors, with incorporation or reduction of molecular oxygen
Source: RefSeq, a predicted model, not a curated record
GUGGAUCGGCUUAGAAGAAGAUGAUGAAGGCGAGGAUGGAGAUGGUCUUUCGGCGGAAGAGAUGCUGCUCCAGAGGAGACGCGUCGACGUCUUCAUUGGGAACAGGGGGAAACUCGAUCAUGCAUACUGGGGUUCCAGAGGCUCGCCGGAGAUCGUCCCAGAACCCGGCGACGGAGGAGACGCGAAUUAGGGCUUCAACGGGGUCAAUCGCGAGGAGUGAUAUAAAGAAAUUCCAAUCAUGAAGUGCUGACGAUUGGAAGGGGCAUGACUUCAAGCUCGUACCAUUUGGCAAGGGCUAAAAGAUCUGUCCUGGUAAGAUUGAUUGCUGGGAUGAUACUGGUGGAGCACGUGUUCGCCAAUCUCAUGUCUGCGAGCAGGGAUGAAGAAGGAAGAUAUCAGCCUGAACGAAGCACCUGGUAUUACUGUGCACAGGUGAUCUGCUCUGUUUCUUGGGGCCACCAAAUAUGGAGGAGUAGAGAUGGAAGAUAAGCCCACUUGGUGAUGCUUCUCUGAAAACAAUGGUUUAAAGAUAUGUUUGUGAAUAAAGCUGAGUUGUGGGCUCUACUGGAGAGACUCUCUCAUUGCCAAAUGCACAUCAGACUCCAUCCAUGGGAUAGCAGAUAUGUUCCUCAUUUGAUCCCUCUUAAUUGCAAGACUUAUCUAUGUUGUGUAUCAUUUGCCUAAUUGAGAGCAUUAGAAUCAUUCACAACCCUGUGAGUUCUAGACAACUUAUAAUCUCCUGUGCUUUGUGGUUUCAGGAGAGGAAUCCCUUGGAAACUUUCACCAAAUGGAAGAGACUAUCCAUUUGGAGGUGCAACCCAGUCAUUUAGGAGGAGGAAAGGCAACGCAGCAUGGAAGCUCCCACCAGGGCCAAACACGCUCCCCAUCAUCGGCAACCUCCACCAGUUGGGCCACAGCCGCCUGCACCGGUCCCUGUGGGAACUCUCCAAGGAACACGGCCCUGUCAUGCGCUUGAAGCUUGGCCAUGUACCCGCCGUGGUCGUCUCUUCCGCGGGGUCGGCCGAGCAAGUCCUCAGAACCCACGACCUCGAGUGCUGCAGCCGGCCUCGCACCAUCUCCAACGCGAAAGUCUCCUUCGGCGGCUCCGACGUGACCUUUGCCCCGUACGGAAGCCAUUGGAGGGAUCUGCGGAAGGUUUGCGUGGUGGAGCUCUUCACCACCAAGAAGACCACGUCCUUUAGACCAGUGAGAGAGGACGAGGUCCAGAGAACCGUGGAAUCGAUCCGUUCUCAUGCUCCCAACUCGGUCGUCGUCAACCUGAGUGAGGAGCUGCUCUCUCUUGCUGCCAAUAUCACUUGCAGGACCGCCUUUGGCGGUCGCUGCCACGACGGUUUCCACCGCAUCACCAAAGAGUGUCAAGAAAUCCUUGCCACCUUCUUCGUAGCAGACUACUUCGCCAUGCUCGGGUGGGUCGACGUUAUCAGAGGAACGCAAGCCAGGCUUCAAGAUGUCUUUCUUAAGCUCGAUGUUUUUUGCCGACGACUCAUAGAUGACCAUCUCGAUCCAAGGAGGCAGCAAUCCGACGAUGGUGAAGACACCUUGGAUGCUCUGCUCCGCCUCCAAAAGGACGACAACAAUAUUACAGACGCUCACAUCAAAGGAGUACUCGUGGACAUCUUCGUUGCCGGGUCCGACACAUCGGCGUCGGGGCUGGAGUGGGCGAUGACGGAGCUCAUGAGGCACCCGGAGAAGCUGAGACGGGCACGAGAUGAGGUGAGAGGCUGCGUCGGGAGGAAAGGGAAGGUGGAAGAGAGUGACGUCCACCAGCUCGCGUACCUCAAGUGCGUUGUGAAGGAGACACUGAGGCUGCACCCUCCCGCUCCACUGCUUGUUCCGAGAGAGACGAUGGAGCACGUUAAGGUGGAUGGAUACGAUGUUCCUCCCAAGACAACGAUCUAUGUGAACGCAUGGGCGAUAGGGAGGGAUCCCAACUCAUGGGAGCGGCCGGAGGUGUUCGAGCCAGAGAGAUUCAUGCGGAGCUCUGUGGACACGAAUGGGCAAGACUUCAAGUUCAUACCAUUUGGGGAAGGUCGAAGGAUUUGUCCUGCUAAGAACGUUGGCAUGGCAACGAUGGAGCUGGCGCUGGCCAACCUCUUGUAUUCUUUUGAUUGGGAUUUACCAGAUGGGAUGAAGAAGGAAGACAUCAGCAUGGAUGAAGCGCCUGGCAUUGCUGUGCACAGGAAAUUUCCUCUGGUUCUUGUGGCCACCAAGUAUGGUGGAAUAGAUGUGAAAGAUAAAUCUGAAUGGUGAUUCUUCUCUGAAACCAAAAAAAGAAGGCUUAAAUCUAUGUUGUACGAACAGACCUCACCUGUGGGUUAUACAGCAGUCUUUCUCA